GAAAGGAGAGAAGGGGACAGAUAGACGGAGGCGCGGUACCAGAGCGCUUGGGAAAAUAAGGAUCAGACUGAUACGCUUCACUGAGGCAUGCGCUUUGCGUAAGGCAGCAUCUUCAGGAGGAUUCCGCUCAAGUGCCCUCUUUUGUUCAGAAAGAAGUUUAAUAAAGAAGUGGAUUGUGACAUAUCGAUUACUAUGGGGUCCAAAAGGCACCGUUCAAAGACUUCAGCGUCUUCACACAACCCGAGCUGCUCUCCAAUGGGACUUUCACUGUUGAUUCUUCUACCUUUGUCUGUUGCCUUCAACUUGGAUGUGGAGAACCCAGCGGUGUAUACUGGACCCAGCGGUAGUUACUUCGGGUACUCGGUGGACUUUUACAUGACUGACUCAAGUGUGAGUAUUAUAGUUGGAGCACCCAAAGCCAACACCAGCCAGCCCAACAUCAGGGAAGGAGGAUCAGUCUUCUACUGUCCAUGGAGCCUCAGCCAAUCACAAUGCAGCAGCAUAGAGUUCGAUAUACAGGGAGAUCUAAACAUGAUAGUGAAUCAAGCAGUACUUCAGGGAGAGUUCAAAUCCCAUCAGUGGUUUGGAGCAACAGUACGAGUGCAUGAAGAUAGUGUGCUGGCUUGUGCCCCCCUCUACUCCUGGAGAACCAUGGAGGACAAGCCUCAUGCUGAUACUACUGGCUCAUGUUUUCUGUCCGUCAAAAACUUCACUAAGUUUGUGGAAUAUGCUCCGUGCCGCACAGAAUUCCGUGGAAGAAAAGGACAAGGCUACUGUCAAGGUGGAUUCAGUGCUGAUUUUACACGGGAAGGAAAGGUGGUGCUUGGAGGACCUGGCAGUUACUUCUGGCAAGGCCAAGUGAUCACUGCUGUUAAACAAGAAAUAGUCAAAGCCUAUUACCCAGGAUUCUUCUUGACCUCAGUGGAAGGCCAGAUUCAGACCAAACAGAAAAAGGAGAUCACAUUUGAUGACACCUACAUGGGUUACUCAGUGGCUGUCGGCGAGUUCAGUGGUGAUGAUGAUGAAGGUGAGUGUUGUUACUCAGUGGCUGUCGGCGAGUUCAGUGGUGAUGAUGAUGAAGAUUUAAUAUCAUCAUCUGCUAUGGGUUCCUACUAUGGCUAUGCAGUGGCUGCUACUGACAUAAACAAUGAUGGGAUGACGGACCUGCUGGUUGGCGCACCAAUGUUCAUGCUUCGUGACUCUGAUGGGAGGUUGGAGGAGUUGGGUCGGGUCUAUGUGUACAUGCAGAACGGACCUCUGGAUCUCACACCUCAGCUACCUCAUCUCACCGGCACACAGACAUUCGGCCGGUUUGGCAGCUCCAUUACCCCUCUCGGAGACCUCAACCAAGAUGGUUACAAUGACGUGGCCAUCAGUUGUCCGUUUGGUGGGGAAAACAAACAAGGACUGGUGCUCAUCUAUAACGGACAUGUUGGAGGACUCAGGGAAAAGCCCUCUCAGGUGAUCGCUGGCCAAUGGGCUUCUGCCACACCGUCAGCUCUACCUGCCAGUUUUGGUUAUGCCCUUCGUGGAGGCAAAGACCUGGAUAAUAAUGGCUACCCAGAUCUUAUUGUUGGCGCAUUUGGUGCAGACACUGCCGUUCUUUAUAGGUCUCGUCCUAUUGUGAACACCAGUGCUACCUUGACUGUAUAUCCAACUAUGAUUAAUCCUGAGGAGAAAGUUUGCACCAUAAGCCGUGGGAAUGAAACCCUGCAAGUGUCCUGUGUCAACCUGAGCUUUUGCCUCUCAGCCAAUGGGAAGCACCUACCAAAUCAUCUCGAGUUUAACGUUGAAAUUCAGCUGGACCGGCUGAAGCAGCCGCAGAAGGGGGCCGUACGGAGAGCUCUGUUUUUAGACACCCAGCUUCCCGCUCUGCAGAGGACUCUGACUGUGCCAAAUGGAGCCAGAGUCUGCAGUGACACCAAGAUCUUCUUGCGGGAUGAGAAGGACUUCAGGGAUAAGCUGUCGGCCAUCUUCGUUGCGCUCAACUUCAGCCUGAACCCUCAAGCUGCGGCAGACAGAUACGGCCUGUGGCCCAUCCUUAACUACCAGACAGCGGAGCUCAUCGAACAGAAAGCCCAGAUUUUAUUGGACUGUGGAGAGGACAACAUCUGCGUCCCUGACCUGAAACUCUCUGUGCACGGGGACAGGAAGGAAGUGUACAUGGGCGAUGACAACUCUCUGACCCUGACUUUCAACGCAAAGAACGACGGAGGCGGAGCUUACGAAGCCGAGCUGUAUGUGGUCUUGCCACCAGAGGCCGACUACAGCGGAAUAGCCCGCAAUAACGAGAGCCUGACCCAACUGACCUGCAGUUAUGAGACGGAAAAUCAGACCCGUUACCUCAGCUGUGACCUGGGGAACCCCAUGAAAUCAGGCACUAGCCUAUGGGCCGGACUGAGAUUCACAGUACCACGUCUGAAGGACACACACAGAUUUGUGCAGUUUGACCUGCAGAUCCGUAGUAAGAAUGAGAAUAACUCCCAGAGUGAAGUCGUCCCCUACAAGUUGGAGGUGGUGGUCCAGUCAGAUGUUAUUCUACAGGGUGUCUCCCGACCAGACAAGGUCUUCUUUCCCCCACCGAACUGGAAGUUGACCAAGAAUGUGAUGGUUGAACAGGAUGUCGGACCCUCCGUCCAGCACACUUAUGAGUUGGUGAACAACGGGCCGAGCCGCAUCAGUCACACUCUCUUGCAGCUCAAAUGCCCCAUGAGGCUUCAAAGUAACAGGUUCAUUUACCCGCUGGAGGUCACGACGGAGGGCCCUGUUAACUGCACCACCCACAACAUAGUCAACCCCUUGAACCUCAAGCUCCAGCAGUCUUCUACCGAGCUGCCUCCUUUACGAGAUGCGGCACACGAACACCACAUUGAGAAGAGGGAAACGCACAAGGGCGAGCUGUCUCAGCUGACCAAUUUGUCUUGCUCCAGUGUGGAUUGCUGGACUCUAACGUGUAACGUUGGCCUGCUGGAGCGAGGGACUAGUGCCAUACUGCAUGUUCGCUCGCGAAUCUGGGCAGAAACGUUCAUGGAGAAUCCUUAUAAAAGCUUAAUUCUGGAGUGCCUUGCUAGUUACAAAGUGGAAAAGAUGCCAUAUGCCAUUUUGCCCAAAGUGACUCCUAGUGGUGCUAAAAAGAUGGUCACUCCUGUGGUCUGGAAUAAGCCAGACGGUACGUAUGCUGUUCCUCUGUGGAUCAUCAUUCUGGCUAUUCUGGCUGGUCUUCUACUGCUUGCACUACUGAUCUACGUCCUCUACAAGCUCGGCUUCUUCAAGAGAACUCCGUACGGCACGGCCAUGGAAAAAGCCCAGCUCAAACCUCAGGCUGCAUCCGAGGCCUAAACUACACAAGAGAGCAUUCAGAAAACACGUCCCAGAGAAUGUUCUUAACCAGAGGCCAUCCAAAGAGAGCUUACUUGCUGUUUAAAAAAAAAA
Messenger RNA from Sinocyclocheilus grahami, 3432 nucleotides. RefSeq names its product integrin alpha-5-like. Gene Ontology annotation, biological process: integrin-mediated signaling pathway; cell-matrix adhesion; cell-cell adhesion. Gene Ontology annotation, molecular function: integrin binding. The coding region runs from base 193 to 3339 and encodes 1048 amino acids. Gene Ontology annotation, cellular component: external side of plasma membrane; integrin complex. The transcript is spliced from 30 exons. Lineage: Eukaryota; Metazoa; Chordata; Actinopteri; Cypriniformes; Cyprinidae. The record is from RefSeq and is a predicted model, not a curated record.